AUGGGGGUGAGGGUGAGGGUGAAGCGACUCCAGCCCACGCUGGUGCUGGCAACACUGAGUGCGGCCUUCGGCUCUGCCUUCCAGUAUGGCUACAACAUCGCCGUGGUCAACACGCCACACAGGCUCUUGAAGUCAUUUUAUAACGAAACCUACUUUGAGCGGCAUGGGGCCUUCAUGGAUGAGAAUGUCCUGCUGAUCCUGUGGUCUUCCACUGUGUCCAUGUUUCCUCUGGGCGGCUUGCUGGGAUCGCUGGUCGUUGGCCUGCUGGUUGUUAAGUGUGGCAGAAAGGGGACCCUCCUGAUCAACAACUUCUUUGCCAUCGUGCCCGCCAUUCUCAUGGGAGUCAGCAAAGUGGCCAAGUCUUUUGAGCUGAUCAUCUUUUCUCGAGUGAUACUGGGCAUCUGUGCAGGCAUAUCCUACAGUGCCCUUCCCAUGUACCUGGGAGAGCUGGCUCCCAAGAACCUGAGGGGCACCCUGGGGACAAUGACCGAGGUCUUUGUCAUAUUUGGAAUCCUCCUAGCUCAGAUCUUCAGCCUGCAGGCCAUCCUGGGAAAUCCCGCAGGCUGGCCUGUGCUCUUGGCCAUCACAGGGAUCCCUGCGCUGCUUCAACUCCUGACCCUGCCCUUCUUUCCUGAGAGCCCCCGCUACACCCUGAUCCAGAAAAGAGAUGAGGAAACAGCGCGACGAGCUCUGAGGGCACUGCGAGGCUGGGCUGACGUGGAGGACGAGAUAGAGGAAAUGCGUGUGGAGGACCAGGCCGAGAAGGCUGAGGGCCGCCUGUCUGUGCUCAACCUCUUCACGUUCCGGCCUCUGCGGUGGCAGCUCAUCUCCGUCAUUGUGCUGAUGGCCGGGCAGCAGUUUUCUGGGGUCAACGCGAUCAACUACUAUGCAGACAUGAUCUAUACCUCGGCAGGCGUGGAGGCUGAGUACUCCCAGUAUGUCACAGUGGGGGCUGGUGUGGUCAACAUAGUGAUGACCGUCAUCUCGGCCUUUACCGUGGAGCUGCUAGGGCGGCGGUGCCUCCUGCUGGUCGGCUAUGGCAUCUGCGGCUUUGCCUGCCUCGUGCUGACACUGGCUCUGCUCUUCCAGAGCACGGUUCCUGAGCUGUCUUACCUCAGUGUCAUCUGUGUCUUUGCCUUCAUCGCGGGACAUUCCAUCGGGCCCAGUCCUGUCCCAUCUGUGGUGAGGACCGAGAUCUUUCUACAGUCGUCCCGGCCGGCCGCAUUCAUGGUGGAUGGAGCUGUGCACUGGGCCACCAACUUCAUUGUUGGCUUUGUGUUCCCUUCCAUCCAGGAGGCCAUUGGUGCCUACAGUUUCAUCAUUUUUGCCGGGAUCUGUCUCCUCACUGCUGUUUACAUCCACGUGGUUAUUCCUGAGACCAAAGGCAAAACAUUUGUGGAGAUAAACCAGAUUUUUGCCAAGAGAAAUAAGGUGGAGAUUCCAGAGAAGAAAGAGGAAAUAAAAGAGGUUGGGCCUCACGUGCCUUCUACACCUGCCAAAGAGACUGCCUUUUAA
Messenger RNA from Loxodonta africana (African savanna elephant), 1515 nucleotides. It is a transcript of the gene SLC2A7, whose product is annotated as solute carrier family 2 member 7. Bases 1 to 1515 code for a protein of 504 amino acids. Lineage: Eukaryota; Metazoa; Chordata; Mammalia; Proboscidea; Elephantidae. Gene Ontology annotation, molecular function: hexose transmembrane transporter activity. The record is from RefSeq and is a predicted model, not a curated record. Gene Ontology annotation, biological process: monosaccharide transmembrane transport. Gene Ontology annotation, cellular component: plasma membrane. The transcript is spliced from 12 exons.